UUGCUUAAUAUACAGAAGUAGCUGGUAUUGGAGUGGAUAUUACUUCUUUGCCUGCCUUUUUUGGUGGAUUACUACUUAUUUGCAAUUUCAGGAGAAUAUGGGAUAGAGAAGAAAGCAGUGAAUUAAUGUCACUUGAUUAGCAACAGAUUGGAACACUCUACUUGUCUUGCCUCUCUUUGGCCUGUUUCAGGCCUCUAAAUGUUGAUUUGCUCCAGGAAUUGUCCUGGACCCUCUUCUCUAUCUAUACUCGCACUCCAGGUUAUUCCACUGAAUUCCAUUAACUUGGAAAACUCCCAAAUUUAUCUCUCUAGUGACUCUCAACUCCACAUGGACCCCAACGUCUCUGUACAAAAUCCUGAAAAGAAGGAACAGUCUUCUGUAUGUGUUGGCAGAGAAGAUGACAUUAAAAAAUCUGGAAGAAUGACAGCUGUUGUCCAUGAUCGAGAAGUGGUGAUUUUCUACCACAAAGGAGAAUAUCAUGCUAUGGAUAUUCGCUGUUACCAUUCAGGGGGACCUUUACAUUUGGGAGAAAUAGAGGAUUUUGAUGGCCGAUCUUGUAUUGUUUGCCCCUGGCAUAAAUACAAAAUUACUCUGGCAACAGGAGAAGGACUGUAUCAGUCUAUAAAUCCUAAAGACCCAUCAGCAAAACCCAAGUGGUGUUCCAAAGGACUAAAGCAAAGGAUUCAUACAGUGACAGUGGACAACGGGAAUAUUUAUGUGACUCUUUCUAAAGAAACUUUUAAAUGUGACUCUGAUUUUUAUGCCACUGGAGACUUCAAAGUAAUUCAGAGUUCAUGA
Trichechus manatus latirostris (Florida manatee) is the source of this 798-nucleotide messenger RNA. RefSeq names its product Rieske Fe-S domain containing (gene RFESD). The record is from RefSeq and is a predicted model, not a curated record. Gene Ontology annotation, molecular function: 2 iron, 2 sulfur cluster binding. The transcript has 4 exons. Bases 199 to 798 code for a protein of 199 amino acids. NCBI's taxonomy places the organism in Eukaryota, Metazoa, Chordata, Mammalia, Sirenia, Trichechidae.